Helianthus annuus (common sunflower) is the source of this 1194-nucleotide messenger RNA. RefSeq names its product zinc finger CCCH domain-containing protein 1. Lineage: Eukaryota; Viridiplantae; Streptophyta; Magnoliopsida; Asterales; Asteraceae. Gene Ontology annotation, molecular function: metal ion binding. Gene Ontology annotation, cellular component: U2-type spliceosomal complex. Bases 109 to 1062 code for a protein of 317 amino acids. The record is from RefSeq and is a predicted model, not a curated record. Gene Ontology annotation, biological process: snoRNA splicing. The transcript has 3 exons.
GAACCCAAACCGCCGACCCAACCCACACCUCACACCCCCAGAGUCUAGUUUUCGGUUUCAACCCAGCACUCACGCCAGAAAAACCCAUAAACCCUCCAAUCAGCCAGUAUGGCUGAAAAUCCAGAACAACAACCUCAAAAAUCCGAACAAGUCUGCAAUUUCUUCAAAAAACCUUCAAAGAACAAAAACAUAAGAAAAAGAUCCCACAACAACAACAACGAUGAUCAAUCCGAACAACAAGAGGAACCCUCAAUCAUAAUCAACAAGAAAAAACCCAUCACACCAGACAACAAAUUACAUUUUGCCACUGUAUCAUCAAAACACCAGCAACAAGAAGCAGACACAAAAACAACAAUGUUCCAAUUCGAUUCAUCAAAAAAAAUUCAAGUUCAAACCGACAACCGAGCCACUGCAACUCUAGAAACCGAGACCGAUUUCUCAACAGAUGCAAGGGCAAUCAGGGAAAGAGUGUUAAAACAAGCCGACGAGGCGUUAAAACGGUCCGCUAAUGCGGGUAGUGGCGAGAAGUUGUACAAAGGUAUACACGGGUAUACGGAUUAUAAAGCGGGUUUUAGGAGGGAGCAAACGGUUGCUAGCGAGAAAGCGGGUGGGUCUCAUGGACCUUUGAGGGCUUCGGCUCAUAUUAGGGUGUCGGCGAGGUUUGAUUACCAGCCGGAUAUUUGUAAGGAUUAUAAGGAGACCGGGUAUUGUGGGUAUGGUGAUUCGUGUAAGUUUAUGCAUGAUCGUGGAGAUUAUAAGUCCGGGUGGCAGAUGGAGAGGGAAUGGGAUGAAGCCGAGAAGGCGAGGAAGAGGAAGUUGGCGUUGAAAGGUGAUGACGAUGAUGACGAGGAUGAUGAGGAUGGACUUCCGUUCGCUUGUUUUAUAUGUAGGCAGCCGUUUGUUGACCCUGUUGUGACUAAGUGCAAGCAUUAUUUCUGCGAGCAUUGCGCUUUAAAGCACCAUGCGGAGAAGAAAAAGUGCUACGUGUGCAACCAACCGACGCUUGGGAUAUUCAACACUGCACAUGAAAUACGAAAGCGGAUGGCUGCUGAAGGAAAAUAGUCGACAUGUAACUUCCAUUCCUACUUUGUUUAUUUGAUAGAAACGUGUUAUCAGUUAUGUACUUUGUUAGUUGUUACGCAUAACUGGCCACAUGAUACUGAUUUACUUAAUUCGAUUACAUUAUUAAUAUCA